Trypanosoma cruzi is the source of this 1524-nucleotide messenger RNA. Its product is annotated as GTPase protein, putative. The coding region runs from base 1 to 1524 and encodes 507 amino acids. The transcript has a single exon. The record is from RefSeq and is a predicted model, not a curated record. Gene Ontology annotation, cellular component: nucleolus. Gene Ontology annotation, molecular function: GTP binding. NCBI's taxonomy places the organism in Eukaryota, Euglenozoa, Kinetoplastea, Trypanosomatida, Trypanosomatidae.
AUGGGUGGGCAUUCGAAGAAGCAUGGAAAGGGCGGUGGUGGCGGCGGUGGCGUUGGAAGAAACCGACCACCCGAACAAAGAAAGAAGUUAACGAAAGAUCCUGGCGUGCCAGACCUUAAGAAGGUGGCGCAAAACUUAACGCGGACGGCGCGAAAUCGUAACCGCAGUGUUUUCAGCAUUCCCUUUCUGCGUGGGGCGGCAAAACUCCCCUCCAUCGUUGCCAGGACCGUUGCGGAGUCUAGCGAACCGCCCCAAACGGAGGAGGAGCGCAUGGCGUCAGAGCGGCGUUCGAUGAGAAUGCUUGCCCUUCAGUGUGCGGGGAAGACAUACCAGUAUGAGGCACCAAAGCAAUGGCUGGAUGAAGCGGAAGCUCAAGAUUGCAUGUACGAUGAAAUGGAUCGACGGUGCGCGGACAAGUCCCUUCGGCGUUUUUACAAGGAAUUUCAAAAGGUUGUUGAAAGCAGCGAUGUGAUUCUUCAGGUGGUUGAUGCCCGUGACCCACUUGGGUGCCGAUUAACACAGUUGGAAAGAAAUAUUCGUUCUCAAUUCGGAGAUAAGGGGAAAAAAAUGGUAGUGGUUCUUAACAAAGUAGAUUUGUUACCUUCAAAGGAAGUGGUUGACAGGUGGAUACACUUCUUUGAGUCACACGAAGGGGUUGAAUGCAUCCCCUUUACGACAACAGCAAAAGGAACCGUUGGGCAUAGUUAUGUUGCUAACAUGUUCCGUCGUCUACGUGCGCUGGCAUUAAAUGAGGGGACUGGGGCACACAAAUCAAUUGUGGUGGGUGUUAUUGGCUACCCAAAUGUGGGGAAGAGUUCCAUUAUCAAUGCUCUCAAGCAGAAACACGUGGUUGGUGUUGGUAACAUGCCAGGAUUUACAACCGGCAACACGGAGGUGGAGUUGCGCUCGGAUAUUCGUGUGAUGGACUGCCCUGGUGUUGUGUCUCCUGGUGAGGAUAGCGGCGAUGUCGUUCUGCGCAAUGCCGUGAAGGUUAGCAACCUUGCGGAUCCCUUCACACCCGUGCAGCGACUUAUUCAACGUUGUACACAAGUUGACACGGAUGACCCCCACAGCCAGCAGCUUUUCGCGGCAGGAGUCCACCCCCUUGCACUCUUUUACAAUAUUGGUACAUUUGAUACGAAUGACACUAUUGGGUUCAUACGCUUGGUUGGGCAAAGACGAGGAAGGUUACGUCAGGGAGGUGAGAUUGACGAGGAAGGCACUGCACGCAUGAUUUUACAGGACUGGAACGACGGUCGCAUUGCUUACUACACUUUGCCGCCCAAAUCAGAUCUUUUUGACCGCGAAACGCUGACAACGAUGGCAGAGGAAGAAACAGCGGAGGGGGUGAUGCUGACGGCGGCGGAAAGGUUGUGCGGCCCACAGGUGGUGGAUUCCCUCGCAAGUGGCAUGCAGUGGGAUGGUCUGCCGACGUUUCAUAUCUCAUGGGAACGGAGGGACGGAACGAGCCGUCGUUGCACGCGUUACGACAAAAUGAACACCCAAAACGGCGUGGAGUCAUAG